This is a messenger RNA of Tetrahymena thermophila SB210, 2172 nucleotides long. Its product is annotated as transmembrane protein, putative. Gene Ontology annotation, molecular function: GTPase activator activity; small GTPase binding. Lineage: Eukaryota; Ciliophora; Oligohymenophorea; Hymenostomatida; Tetrahymenidae. Gene Ontology annotation, cellular component: nucleus; perinuclear region of cytoplasm; cytosol. The record is from RefSeq and is a predicted model, not a curated record. Gene Ontology annotation, biological process: activation of GTPase activity; nucleocytoplasmic transport. The transcript is spliced from 9 exons.
AUGAGUAAAUAAAAGAAAUUUAGUUUUAUAAGGUAUUUUGACAUUUUCGCACCUCCUUAUUAUUAAAAGAUAAACUAAGAUCACUACAAAAAGAAAACAGUUAUAGGUGGUGUUUUUUCUAUUAUCUAUGUUUCAGCUUCUUUAGGUUACUUUUUAUAUUUGAUGAUUUAUUUUUACUAAGGAAAGAUUUCUCCUAAAUUUAAUCAAUUUGACGAAGUAUAAGAUGAAGGAAUCGAGUAUUAAAUAGCAAGUGAAGCUCUGUUUAUUUAAAUAUUGUAGGAUGGAGAAGAUAUAAUAGAAAUAGAAAAAUAAAAUAAAAUAUAAUACUUCGAUAUAUAUCUAAAAAAUCAAGAUCGCUAAAUAAAUUCAUACUAUUAUGAUAACUUAAUCAGAUUUGGAGAAUCAGGCAACACAUAUUUAUCUCUUAAAAGCGAAAUGAUCCCUUUAUAAGGAGAUGGAAUAGAAUUUACUAUUGAAAAGUGUUCUGGAAAUUUAUUAAGAGAUUAAACUUAUAGGUGUGCUUCAGAAAAUGAGAUUUAAGAGCUAUUAUAGAAAUAAGAUUUAGGUGUAAUCCUUUCGAUAGGUGACUUAAGUUUUUCUAUCAAAAAUAAUGAGAAAAAAACUAGAGUAUUUCUUUCUAUUAGUUCAAUUAGUUUGAAUUCAUAAGCGAUAAAUCUAAUCAAUCUGCAAUUACAGUAAAUCCAAGUCCAGAAAGGUUUAUUGUUCUAAACUUCUAAAAAAUAUGUUUAAAUAGCUGACUUAAGUUAAUAAACAGCAUAAUACACUAAUCGAUCUCCUAAAGGUCAACCCUUUUGCUCCAUGAUGGUUAUUUUAAACAAUGUAGUUAAAUAAACUUAAGUUUAAUACCCUUUACUCUCUGAAGUAUUAGCCUACGUUUGGGGUAUUGCUUCUAUGCUAUUACUUACAGGUUAUAUUUUUAAGUGCAUCGCAGAAGCCACACUUGCAUAGGACUUUUUAGGUAUUCAAUUAAAAUAUUACUACAAAAAAACAGCCAUCAGAUUAUUUGGUAAAGCGGAUAACGAAAAAAUAAAUAAUACCAUUAUUGAGUCAAAGUAAGAAGCUGAAGCAAUUUUAAAAUAAAAUGAGACAAACAAAGAUAUGUGUGUAUUCGAAAUGCAAAAGGAGUUUCUAAAAAUGAGGACAGCAAUAAAGCUAUUGCUAACACCAGAGCAAUACUCUGCGAUUCAAAUGUGUGGCUGUGAUUUAAUUAAUGAAGAAUUAAAUUAUUAAAAUGAUUAAAAUGAAGAUUAGAAAGCAAAAGAUAAUGUUAGCAAUUCGUAAAAAGAAAUGGAUGACAAAGUUUUGGAUCUUGAAAUUUCAGAUAUUCAUUCCCCUUUAAACAAAUAUUAACUUGAUUAAUCCAUCUAAGAAGUAUCUUAACAAAAAGCUUUAAAUCAUUUAGAAAUAAUGAAUAAAGUAGAUACCGACAAUCCAUAUAGAUAGGAUUGCUUGCAGAGGUUCUUAAAUGAUAACUAAUUUAAUUAUAGCAAAGAUUAGCAGGAAAAUUUAAUUUUUGACGAAGAUGCAUCAAGCUUAGGUUCUGGUUUAGGUUAGUGUACUAAUCUCUCAAAUUUGACACUUAAUCUUUAUUGGAAUAGAAUUGGUGACAAAGGUGCAUUAGACUUAGGUUUUGGUUUAGGAAAGUGCACUAGUCUCUCAAAUUUGACACUUUAUAUUUAGCGUAAUUUAAUUGGUGGUGAAGGUGCAUCAGGCUUAGGUUCUGGUUUAGGAAAGUGUACUAAUCUCUCAAAUUUGACACUUAAUCUUGGGCAUAAUUAAAUUGGUGACGAAGGUGCAUCAGGCUUAGGUUCUGGUUUAGGAAAGUGUACUAAUCUCUCAAAUUUGACACUUUAUCUUUAGCUUAAUUAAAUUGGUGUCGAAGGUGUAUUAGGCUUAGGUUCUGGUUUAGGAAAAUGCACUAAUCUCUCAAAUUUGGCACUUUAUCUUUGGCAAAAUUAUUUUGAUAACGAAGGUGCAUCAAGCUUAGGUUCUGGUUUAGGAAAGUGCACUAAUCUCUCAAAUUUGACACUUGAUCUUUGGGAUAAUUAAAUUGGUGACGAAGGUGCAUCAGGCUUAGGUUCUGGUUUAGGAAAGUGUACUAAUCUCUCAAAUUUGACACUUAAUCUUUAGUAUAAACAGUUUACUUAUUGA